Molecule: messenger RNA, 1349 nt
Organism: Sorex araneus (European shrew)
Lineage: Eukaryota; Metazoa; Chordata; Mammalia; Eulipotyphla; Soricidae
Gene: MISO1
Product: chromosome 2 C3orf33 homolog
Exons: 5
Coding region: 50-787 (245 amino acids)
Source: RefSeq, a predicted model, not a curated record
CCCGCGGCCCGGCCGGGACCGGCGCCCCCUGGCGGCGGCGCGGGCGGAAAUGGCGGCGCGGCGCGGGCGGGACGAGCCCAACGCGGUGGCGCGGCUGUCGCAGUGGGCCGACGACCACCUGCGCCUCGUGCGGGGCGUCGCCGCCGUCCUGGGCCUGGCUGGGCUGCUGCUGCUGGGCCGAAGCCUGCGGCUGACGUCCCAGUUCACCCGCGCCUCGGACAUCCCCGUGGAGUUCCUCAGGAAGCAGGUGAAGCUCCGCGGGCGCGUGCGGCGCGUGUCGGCCACGGGGCUGGAGAUCGAGCACAUCCCCGUGCUCCGGCCGCCCCUGGCGCGCUGGCGGAGAGGGGAGCCGGCCGGGGCCCUGCAGGUGCGGUUGGCUGGGGUGGAGCUCACGGCGGCCGGGCACGCGUGGCUGCGGGAGGAGCUGCGGCCGGCACAGGCGCUGUGGUUCCAGCCGCUGGGAACGCAGGGGCCGGCGCUCCUGUGCUUCCUGCUGGUGAGGAAGGGGAGGCUCUUCAGCGUGAACCUGAACGAGGAGGCCCUGCGGCGCGGGCUGGGCAAGGCGGUGCCGGUGGACGGGCUGAGCCACGAGGACAAGGCCUACUGGACCGUGCACCGGCGCCUGCUGCGGGCCGAGCUGGCCGCCGUGCGCAGGGGCGCGGGGCUGUGGGCCGAGCCGGAGGCCCGGGGCGGCCGCCUGCAGCGCUUCCGCGGCUCCUGGCAGCAGGCAUGGGGCCGGGGCGUGGCCUGGGCGCAGAGGCUCCGGCAGCUGCUCCGGAGAGACUGAGACCAGGUGAGGCCCGCCCGGACGCCCACCUACCUGCCUGUCGGGGACUGGCGGGUCCAGGGUGGGGCCAGCACUGCCCCCAGAGCGCACCUGCUCAGGGUCUUUCCAUCCAAAGUUUUGUGCAUUACCCCCCCCCCCGGGCUACUCGUCGUACAGUGCUCAGGGUGCUACCAGGGAUCAAACCUGAGCCUCCUGUUUGCAAAGCCAGUGGUCGGACAGGAGCGGGAGCACUGCUGGGAGAGCAUUGGCCUCGCACAUGGCAUCCCAUAUGGUCCCCAAGCACCACCAGGAGUCACCCUGAGCACUGCCGGCUCCCACCCCCCAAGCAGCACCAGCAGGCGCUCAGCCCUGGGGGGGUGGGAGGGGGCACUGUUUCACGCACUGAAAGCACGAGGCCCGGCUUUGCAGGAGAGACCCUGAGCACAGCAGGCGGCCCCAGAAAAACACUCCAGGAAAGCCUUUUUGUGUAAAAAGAAUGUGGAUUUUGAAAAUAUUUACUUUGGACACACCAAGCACCCCAUACAUGUGCUGUAAACAUGCCAAUAAACGGAACAAAAGCUGA